CGCGGCACAGUUCCGGUUGAGACCUUUCCGGGCCGGCGCGCACGGGCCUCGUCUUUUUUCUGUGUGUCCCGAGCAGCGUUCCCGGUCUGUGGGUCCUAGGAUCAAACUGGGGUUAUCAGGACUGCAUCAUGGAGGCGCGUUUCACACGCGGGAAGUCGGCGCUCCUAGAGCGCGCACUGGUGCGGCCCCGCACUGAGGUGAGCCUGAGCGCCUUCGCCCUUCUCUUCUCCGAGCUGGUGCAGCACUGUCAGAGCCGCGUUUUCUCUGUGGCAGAGCUCCAGGCACGCUUGGCUGCCCUGGGCCGCCAGGUGGGCGCCCGAGUCCUAGAUGCCCUGGUGGCCCGUGAAAAGGGUGCUCGGCGUGAGACCAAGGUGCUGGGUGCGCUGCUGUUCGUCAAGGGUGCGGUGUGGAAGGCACUGUUCGGCAAGGAGGCGGACAAGCUGGAGCAGGCCAACGACGACGCCCGCACUUUCUACAUCAUUGAGAGGGAGCCUCUCAUUAACACCUACAUCUCCGUGCCCAAGGAGAACAGCACGCUGAACUGUGCCAGCUUCACAGCGGGCAUCGUGGAGGCUGUGCUCACGCACAGCGGCUUCCCCGCCAAAGUUACAGCGCACUGGCACAAGGGGACCACACUCAUGAUCAAGUUUGAAGAGGCUGUUAUUGCCCGAGAUCGGGCCCUGGAGGGACGCUGACCCCACGGGACAUAAAGGUUGAGCAGAUCCCGUUUCCAAGUUUGUGUUGUGUGUUGUGUAGGGGCGUCAGAUCUGCCCAUAUCCUGAUCCUGGUCCCCAGUCCCAGACUGAGGGAGUCGGAAGGCAAAGUUGUCAGGCAUAGGCGGAGAGUAAGGAACCGGACAUUGGGCUCACUUGGCCUGUGGCUUUCAGAUAAGGUUGGAGGCUUGAAUGUACUGGGGAAAUUGGACACCUAUGGAAUUGUCAGUGGAGCCUGCAGUCUGGAGGGGCAGGGAUAUGAGGCUAAGAGGAACCAGGGCCUGGCAAAAUGCCAGCGCCAUAGCCUAGUUUGUAGGGUGCCCUGGGUUUGAUUCCUUACGCCACAUAAAAUGGGCAUAGUGGUGCAGAUUGUCUCAUCCCAGCACUAGGAAGGUAGAGGGAGAAAGAUCCUAAGUUCAAGGCCAUCCUCUGCUAAGCAAGUUUGAGAUCAGUGGUGGGAGCAGAGGAUUCUUUCUUAAACAAGUGGGAGGCAGGGGUACUCUUCCCUCAAAGCUCAGUUUUCCUCAAAUCUCCAUUUGUUCUUAAAAAAAAAAAAAAAAACUCCAAAAGUCAGAUAGUAAAGGAGGGCGUGGCUGUGUCUAAAACCAUCUAUGUGGUUACUCUCCCUUUAGACGUUUGUACUCAGAGUGGCUUGUGCACCGUCAGCAUCAGCACCAGCACCGACAUCAGGGUCAGCAUCGUUGUCCCACGUCCAGAAUCACUGGUCCACCCCUAGGCUCCCUGGACCACAAGUUUGCCUUCCAGCCCCAUUCUCAGAGGUUUCCCCAGGGCCCUUAUUUUGAGAAACGGUACUCCAGGGCGUCAGAGUCACCCCAAGGACUUAAAAACUCAGGUGGUUUCAGAACAAAACAGAAGUGCAGGUCUUAUACCCCUACAGUCAGAUUCCGCAGUUUUGGGUGUUCUUAAGAAUUUGUUUCUGGUACAUUCUAGAGAGCUGCUGGGUGCCUCAGGGAUCACAGUGAGAGAACAGUGUUGCACCAGCCUCUCAUCUGGAAACUUUAGAGGGUUUUAAGGUUAAUAUUUAAACAAUUUAUUCCGAGACAGGUUUCUGCAGGCACGGGCUGGCUUCAACCUUGCUUGUGUUUAAGGAUGACUAUGAAGUCCCACCCUUCUGACUCUGCCUGAGAUGGAGAGCUUAACUUAGUGGGGCUCACCACAUUUCCUCUUUUAAGCAGAGUCUGAAUCAUGUUUUCCUGGCUGUCCUGGACUCGCUGUGUAGACCAGGCUGGCCUCACACUCAGGUCUACUUCCCUAGUGCUGAGAUUAAAGUUAAGCACCACCA
Messenger RNA from Rattus norvegicus (Norway rat), 2016 nucleotides. The record is from RefSeq and is a predicted model, not a curated record. NCBI's taxonomy places the organism in Eukaryota, Metazoa, Chordata, Mammalia, Rodentia, Muridae.